Prorocentrum cordatum is the source of this 864-nucleotide messenger RNA. The record is from the annotation of a GenBank genome assembly. NCBI's taxonomy places the organism in Eukaryota, Dinophyceae, Prorocentrales, Prorocentraceae.
AUGGUGCGGGACGGCAGAGGUUCCGGGGUGGCCAUCGACUACUUGCCGCUCGUGAUCUGCGCGUGCGGCAGCAUCUACCAGCUCCUGCACGUGCUCUCUGUGGCCGAGUGGGGCAUCAACAUUCACGUGUUCGACCCUUUCGGCCAACACGUCGAGGCGAGCCAUCUGCUGUUCUCGGGCAUCGUCCCCUUGGUGGCAAACAGCGCCCUGGUGAACAUGUACGCGACCAGUGCCAGGAGAGAGGCACGCCUUACUCAGCAGUCCGUCGACAUGGCCUCCAGAGUGGCUGCGAGCCUGGUGAACUUUGACCUGAUCAGGGCCGAGGAGUUGCUGGCACAGCAGGAUGCCGAGUCUCGGGUCCACAAAUCGCUGACGCAGUUGCUGCACAACUUGCGCACCUACCGGCCCUUCCUGCCCAGCUACCUCUUCGUCUCCGAAGCGGAAGACACCGAGCCACCGAACGAAGAACUCAAGGUUGCCAUGGAUGGGCGGUUGACUUCCCAGGUGCAUGCGACGAGAGCUGCGCAGAGGAUACGCGAGCCAGGGUAUACGCUGGGCAAUUUCCGUGAUGACGUCACCGCAGCGUUCCCGGAGCUGAGUCUGUACAAUUGUGGGCUUCGACGGCACAGUAAGACCACCUCUGGGCUGACCACGUCCGAGGAGUACGAGCGCACUAUGGGAGCCCUGUUCUCGACCUACUGUCUUGCACGCGUGGACAUGGACGGACGAAAACUAUCCAGAACGGUGGCGGAUUUUCGUACGGCGUUGACGCGUCGUGAAAGCCACUCGCUACGCCCCAGGGCGAACCUGCCGAAGCGCAGAAAAAACAGGCAUUCUACCAGUCCGACAUUUGGGAUGGCAUGA